Molecule: messenger RNA, 855 nt
Organism: Alternaria infectoria
Lineage: Eukaryota; Fungi; Ascomycota; Dothideomycetes; Pleosporales; Pleosporaceae
Exons: 2
Coding region: 1-855 (284 amino acids)
Source: RefSeq, a predicted model, not a curated record
AUGGCGACUGCAUUCCAUCUCUUCUCCGACCUGCCCGCGGAACUGCGCGUGCGUAUCUGGCACGUUGCCCUCGAGGACGACUACGACGAUCUCAAUGGCCGCGAACGCAUCAUCGAGCUUCAUAGCUACAACCCAACGACAACGUCAAUCGCCAUCGCCGUGUCGCGUCGUUACCCAACGCUUUUCGAAGUCAAUCGCGAAGCGCGAUGUGAAGCUGCCAAAGCCGGUGGUGGAGAGUGGGUUACUGUCAACGCACGUUGCCAGAGCAGAUGUAAGACGAAGUACACGACCACCUUCAGCGUGUACAUAAACUUCUCGCAGGACGUCCUCUUCCUCUCCUCCCGAUUCCUCGUCGACAACGACGACCGCGGAGGACCAGGUAUCAGCAUCCCGGUGUGUCUUGAGGAGAAGAAAGUGCGUUUUUUGGUUAUCUUACUGCGUCCCAGCGUCAUCAAGAAGAUUGCGUACCUCGUGCUCACGGUAGUCCCCAGUCAAGGACUUCCGGGGGGUUCUUACAAGGGCAAACUUCUCGAGCUGUUCACUGGUCUCAAGCGCCUCCAUUUCCAUUCUCACCCUCGUUCCUCUGACCUUCUUCGAAUCUGUGAAUCUGUCGGACGACAUCUACAACACGUCUGGAAGGUCUCCGACGCAGGACCACCACAGGUGUCCCACCAACAGAUGUUUCCCCAGAUGUUCCACCCCAAUGAGCGGGGUAAUAUGACUUGGCUCUUAGAUUCUGGCGUCAUACAUGUGGAGGCUGACGGCAUUCGCAAGGUCGAGUGGGGAUUCAGGAAGGACCUGUGGGUUCCGAGGGCGAAGAAGAACGGAUCGGGGACUCUGCGAAAGAUUGCUUAG